This is a messenger RNA of Symphalangus syndactylus (siamang), 3995 nucleotides long. It is a transcript of the gene RBPMS, whose product is annotated as RNA binding protein, mRNA processing factor. Gene Ontology annotation, molecular function: RNA binding. The record is from RefSeq and is a predicted model, not a curated record. Lineage: Eukaryota; Metazoa; Chordata; Mammalia; Primates; Hylobatidae.
GGACUUCCCAGAGCCUGCCUAGAGCGCGCACUCAGCGGCUCUCGGGUCCCAGCGUCCCAGCCGCGGCCCGCGCCCCUCCGCCCCGCUCCUCCUCCUCCUCUUCCUCCUCCUCCUCCUCUUCUCUAGGCACCCCCGUCCCCUCCUUCCAGCGGCUGCAGCCCCCAGCCCCAACUCUCCGCGCUUACUCCUGGGACGCCGCUCCUCGCCCCAUCCUUUGCUUCCUUCCUUCCUUCUUCCUUCCUCCCCUGGCUCCCGCCCUCCCUCUCCAGGUCGCCCUCCCGGGGCCCGAUUGUCUCGGUGCCCCGCUCCCGGCCCGCGCCCUGCCCCGUCUCUCCCUUGCACUUCCUGAGUCGCCCGCCGCCACCGUCGUAGACUCGCCGCGGGAGCCCCAGUCCAGCCCAGCCCGAGCCCGACAGCCACUGCCCCGGCUCCAGCUCCAGCCCCGCAGCCCGCGGCGCCCGCCCGAGGGAGCCCCGGCGCCCGGGGAAGGCUACAGUGGGCGAGCGCGUCCUCGCCCAGCCCCGCGCCCCAGCCCUGCCCGGCCCGGCGAGGAAGGACCGGGAAGAUGAACAACGGCGGCAAAGCCGAGAAGGAGAACACCCUGAGCGAGGCCAACCUUCAGGAGGAGGAGGUCCGGACCCUAUUUGUCAGUGGCCUUCCCCUAGAUAUCAAACCUCGGGAACUCUAUCUGCUUUUCAGACCAUUUAAGGGCUAUGAGGGUUCUCUUAUAAAGCUCACAUCUAAACAGCCUGUAGGUUUUGUCAGUUUUGACAGUCGCUCAGAAGCAGAAGCUGCAAAGAAUGCUUUGAAUGGCAUCCGCUUCGAUCCUGAAAUUCCGCAAACACUACGACUAGAGUUUGCUAAGGCAAACACGAAGAUGGCCAAGAACAAACUCGUAGGGACUCCAAACCCCAGUACUCCUCUGCCCAACACUGUACCUCAGUUCAUUGCCAGAGAGCCAUAUGAGCUCACAGUGCCUGCACUUUACCCCAGUAGCCCUGAAGUGUGGGCCCCGUACCCUCUGUACCCAGCGGAGUUAGCGCCUGCUCUACCUCCUCCUGCUUUCACCUAUCCCGCUUCACUGCAUGCCCAGGUAAUUGAUACCCAUCGGCCACGACUUCACUCACUUCACCACCAGUCCUUUCAAACUUGGUUCCCCAGAGCACACCAUACAACUAACACCUAUCUAGCUAACAGAUCCACCUUCAAGAGAUUAAUGAUCCCCUCUAAAUCAAGCUGACACUCCUUCAGGACUUACGAGGAUCGUCUGACAGCAAUGAUAUCACCCACUGCCUGAUGUUUGCCCCAAAUGACACCUCUCUCUUCCUUAAUGAUCUCACCUCAUAUCGCACAUGAGAGACCGGGGCAGGUUUAUCCACCUGGCUCCCAGCUAGCUAGAGGGCAUCACCAGAGUGUAUACGUGUGUGCCUUGUGUGGAAGGGCUGCAGAGGAAGGUGUGUGUUAGGAGAAGGGGAUAUGUGCGUCUGUGCGUGUUUCUGUGUGUUGAGAGUUUUCCACUCUCGUGUACGGCGAGAAGGAUCUCUGACCAAAGGGAAAGCUUCCAGGGGGGAGGGCUGUAUUUUCUUAAAUAUGUUACAGGAAAGAUUAAGGGUUCCUUCUCUCCAUUUUCAGGAAACCCUGUAGAAAAGGAGGUACAAGAUAGUGGCUAAGAUGGAAUUACAGGUCAAGGUAGAGAUCUGUAUUCUGACCAGCUUUCUUUCUUAGUUAAAAAUAGCCUGAUUUUUAUAAACAAACUUCCUGUUUCUCCACAAAGAUUACUGUCUACAUACUAACACUUCCUCUCCCCUUGGAGAAAAUAUUUCUCUUAGCUUUGCUUUUAGUGCAAGUGGUAGUAAUCAGUGUAAAGAUUCACCUUUGGAGAUCACCACUCAUUCUUGGCCUGCAAAGAUUGAUGACCAGUAACAUAGAAAGUACGUACAUAGGUUUCAUUUGUCUUUCUGCAUGUGUAAUUCAGCCUUUAAAUUUUAAAUUUUAAAAAACUAUGAGGCUGGACAGGCGGAGUUUUCGUUUGCCUGUUUUGCUCAGUGUUUGUUUACAAGGCUGGAUGAAAUAAACAGCUUCCCAGAAAACCUCCUUCUGACUUAAAACUCUUUAUGUUGUACACAAUUCCCUGUCUUGAUAAAGACCACCUAGAAGCAGCCCCCAGUGAGGGUUCUUGAAAGUCAUGGGGUCAAGAUUGUUGUUGGCUGAACAUCUUUUAAUUCUUUUCACCGAGUUACCAACAUGUUGUGCGUGCAUUGAUGACCCGGCUUCCUGGGCUGCCCUUGGUGCCUGAGCCCCGUAAUGAUUGCCCUCUAUGUUGGGAGAAGAAGGGAGAAAGUAGUACAAGUAGUGAAGAAAAAAAUGUAGGUGGUGGUAGUGGUUGAGAGUACAUGGCACAGAAAAUAAAGGAGCCAGGAUUACCUGUGCCUUUGGCUUCUCCUUCCCCUGCUGCUUUUUCUUCCUUUUUCCACGUCAGUGCUUGGGAACCCUCACAACUGGCAGGUAACGGGGUCGGGAUAAAAUGUAAACCUGUGGGUGUCUUCUGCUGAGUCAUGAGGAUCUUUGUAGCAGGCUGCGGAUAAAUAUGUGGAUGACAUGGGGCAACUAAGAGCCCCUUUUGCUUGCCACCUCCCACCCCUGCUCUGGAUGGUGUCUCUGCUUGCUAGACUGCCGGGUACAGAUCACGUGGCAAUUAAGGCAAAUGUUAAUAAAUACCAUGAAACAGUGGUUUGCAUAGUCUUCUGAAUAGCCAUGGCUUUGGUUAGUCAGCAACAAAGCCUUUCACCCUUACCCUGGAUAAUCAAGAGUUGACAACAGCCAGAAAGUACUGGGAAUGGUGGCUUUUGGCCAUGACAUCUGCCCAUUCUUCAUUCAUGUAAUGGGUAAAAUCAGAAGUAAUUCUGGAGAUACGGUAUGGUAAGAGAAGGGCCUAAAGAGUCUCAAGAGAUUAGAAAGCAUAUGCCAUUCAUUGUAAGGAAGGAUGGGGAGAGACAGUGCCAAGAUUAGAUGGACUCAGCCAUUUGACUUAAUGGGAUGCAUUGCCCAUGGUGGCACCCUCCCCUGGGAGUUCUUCCUUGAUCUUGAGACUUUCCCAAACUGGAAUCCACUUAGCUCUGCCACAUCGGUCCCAGAUUUGGUGGGACUCUCAUCUGGUAUCAGUUUUCAACGCCACUUCUUGUUUGGAGUCAUUCCCAGUGCAGUCAUGGACUCUAUGAACAAAUACGGUUAUUUAAAUUUAUUUGUCCAGUAUGAGAAUCAGAAUGAACUAGUAGAGGCUUUACAGAUCAGCUGGUCUGACCCAUUUUACAGAUGAGGAAACAGGCCUGAGAAGAUGGAGGGAGUUACCCACAAUCUGAAGGGGCUCUACCAUGACUAGACCCAGGUCACCUGCCUCCCAGGCCUGGCUCUUUCCACUCCGAGGUGCUGGCUCACCACAGACUUAUUCUUUAAUGGAAUUUUGGAAAGGCCUCACUCCAGUGACUCCUUGGAUCUUUCUUCUCUAAGUAGAUGGGAAGCCUGUAAGAAGAGACUUGGAGGCAAAGCAAAGGGAAUCAGCACUUAACCCUCACCCAAAGGGCCCAAGAGAAUCUUUAGUAACUGGAGGCAGAGCAGACUGGAGCCUCUACGGGGCAUCUCCCCAUAUUGGAGAAUUCAGUCUUUGUUUUGGAAAUCUUAUAAUGUCUUUGGAGAGGCUUUAAAUAAUUUUGUUUUUCUUAGCAAUGUUAUGCUCUAUUUUGAGACAUGGAUUUUUUUUUUCUUCUAGUGUUUCUCUCCUGAGGCAAAGCCCAACACACCUGUCUUUUGUCCACUUCUCCAGCAAAUUAGAUUUGUCUCUGGGAAUGUGUUUGUAACAUACCAACCUACUGCAGACCAGCAGAGGGAGCUCCCAUGUUGAAUUUGUUUGUUAGCUAUUUUUCCCCCCUUUCACAAAAACUAUUUCUUGACGACCUUUGAGAGAUUUCAAUAAAAAUUUUAAUCAGAGCAAAAAUGAA